Phaedon cochleariae (mustard beetle) is the source of this 1478-nucleotide messenger RNA. The record is from the annotation of a GenBank genome assembly. NCBI's taxonomy places the organism in Eukaryota, Metazoa, Arthropoda, Insecta, Coleoptera, Chrysomelidae.
UGAAGUGUUCCCGGUCUAGAUCACUUCCUGUUUGUUAUAUAUUAUUUUGUUGAAGAAGGGUUGAAGAUUGUUACGAGUUUGAUGACACGUUGAUCUCAUUUCGAUUCUGUGGUGACUGGGUGGUUCACACUUGACGUGUUUUCAGAUUUUGUCGAUAAGUUCUUUUCUAGCCUGUGAUAUGCCUUGCGAUAACAUAGUAUGUUACUAUGUACCUGCAUAUGGCAAUAUUGGUCCAGAAGAUCUUGAUCCGUCUUUGUGCACGCAUCUGAACUAUGCUUUCGUACGUCUGGAUGAAAAAGGCAAUUUAUACUUCGGGAACGAGUACCUUGACAUAACGAAAGGUUACUAUGAGAGAACAGUCGCUCUGAAGGAACGCAACCCGAAGCUGAAAGUUCUACUGAGCGUCGGUGACACGGACGCCGCCGUUUUCUCAAAAGUCGCUGCCUCGCACGUGACCAGGCGAGUACUGGUCAACAGCACGGUGGAUUGGCUCACAAGAUACUCGUUCGACGGAUUGGACGUACACUGGGAGAAACCAGCACCCGAUGACGCUGAAAAUUUUGUGAAUUUGCUGAGAGAUCUCAGAGAAGCUUUUGACUCGCGUGGUUGGUUGUUGAGCGCAGCUGUCUACCCCAACCCAUCUCCUGGGUAUGAUGUUGUAAAAAUUUCAAAAUUUCUUCACAUGAUCAACCUGAUGUGCUACGACUUCUACGGCCCUUGGAGCUCCACCACCGGCCAAAACUCCCCCCUGUUCGCCUCCACUCUCGACACGCCCUACCAGAGGGAUAACCUCAAUAUUGCUGCCGCCCUUUCGCAAUGGCUGAACGCGGGCGCGCCCAAGGACAAGGUCAACGUGGGCGUGCCGUUCUACGGGCGAUUAUUCACCCUCGCUAGUCCCUACGCAGGUGUGCCGUUCUACAGGCGGUUAUUCACUUUCAUUAGCCCAAUACAACACUUUCUGCAUGCGCCGAUCGAUCAAACCAAGACAUCUUCUCUGUCGUAUUUAGAGAUAUGCAAAAAAUACAAAAAUUGGACAACCGCCUGGGAUAAUGAGCAGAAAAAUCACUACAAAUAUACUAGUACACAAUGGCUGGGUUAUGAUGAUGAAGAAUCGAUUCGAUAUAAGGCCCGUUAUGUUGCUUCCCAAGGUGUAGCUGGUAUGAUGAUUUGGCAAAUAUCCCAGGACGAUGUAGAAGGCAAAUGCACAAGAAAACAAAACCUUCUCAAGGUUAUCAAUGAAGAACUGCGUGAAAGAUAUGUUGAUCCAAGCACAGUGUAUAGAUCAAAUAUUUGGGCGCGGCAUCCAGAGAUCACGAGUCAGAUCAUUGCUUUUAUAAUAUUCCUAGUAUUGUUUAUGCUAUUAUUGAAUUGGGAUGAUUAAUCCAGAGAUCAGUAUUGUGAUGGCUUUCAAGAUAUUAUCAGUAUUGUUUAUAUUAUUAUUAUAAAAAUUACAUUGCAUUUAAAAAAAAUAUGUUGGG